Molecule: messenger RNA, 396 nt
Organism: Nicotiana attenuata
Lineage: Eukaryota; Viridiplantae; Streptophyta; Magnoliopsida; Solanales; Solanaceae
Exons: 2
Coding region: 1-396 (131 amino acids)
Source: RefSeq, a predicted model, not a curated record
AUGGCUGAGGAUUCAGAGCUAUGGGAUGUGAUCUGUGAUGGUCCUUUUGUUCCCAUGAAAACUAUUGGUGAGGGAAUAACUACAGUCACAAAGACAAGAACAGAGUACAAAGAUGUUGAUCGAAAGGCCGUGAAGAAGAACUUCAAGGCAAAGAAGAUUCUUGUUUGUGGCAUUGACCAGAUGAAUACAACUGCAUCUCAGCCUGUCAAGCAGUCAAAAAUUGAUUUGCUCACUACUGAGUACGAGCUUUUCAAGAUGAAAGAGGAUGAGUCUAUUCAGUACAUGUACACACGCUUCACUCCAUCAUCAAUGAUCUUCACUCCCUUGGAGAUGUCAUACCCAGAAACAAGCUGGUCGAAAAAUACUCGUUGUGUUACUUGGUUCCUGGGAGAGUAA